AGAAUUCCCAUCCCUCCUCAUGAUGGAUGUCUUGACUUCCAGAGCACAGGCAAUGAAUGGGUUUUGUGAAUGCGAAUGAGUCUACGUUCCAAUUAUCAAGCAUUUCUCGCACCAUAGCGUGCUCGAUUGUUCGCCAGGAGGCUGCCGUCGGACAGGAUUAGCGCUACGGUCUGCCGCAAUGCUGAUCACAUUCAGGAUAGAAGUUCCAAGCAGAGUGCAUUCGACAAUAUGACUCCGAUGUGGGAGUUCCGCACAAGGCAGGGCAGUAUCGAGCUCGUGACACUCGUGUUGAUGGGCGAGGCGGGAUUCUCCAAACUAGACGCUUACGUCUUGAACAAGGGAGAUGUGGACUACAUCUAUUCCACCGGAGUCCAAUCUGAAGGCGAGCGGGAGAAAUGCUGUUGCAGUGAAGCUCAGACCAUAGGUAAUCCUUUUACAAACAACCAGUUCACAUGGAUAAAAAUGUCGGGACAUUUGUCAAGGAGUUUGUGGAUUCAAUAUGAUAUUAGAAGGAUACUCACUGAAUCAUAGAUGUAGUUGUGGAAUUGGUUAAAUGUAUACAACUGGAACCACCGAGGGAAGCAUAAAGGUAAUUUCGAGAGAGCCCACUGGUACUCCUCAAGCAACAGACCAAGAAAUAUAUAUGUUGCAUCUAUUUAGCCUGAGGCCUAAAAAAGGCUAUAAAGAAAUUUAUCAAAAUUCUUCAAAAUUCAAAUAGGUAGAGAAAAGUGCCUAUAUAAUUUGCAGC
Molecule: messenger RNA, 748 nt
Organism: Marchantia polymorpha subsp. ruderalis
Lineage: Eukaryota; Viridiplantae; Streptophyta; Marchantiopsida; Marchantiales; Marchantiaceae
Source: the annotation of a GenBank genome assembly